ACUACCUGACUACAUAUACGUUACACCAGACACCAAACACUUGUAUCACUUAAAGAAAGGAGAAAUUACAAUCAACUUUGCUAAUUUGCUUUUCUAAGGCAUUUCCAUAAAAAAACUUGUUGCAAAAUAACGAUGAUGAUGGAUGGUCCCAUGAUCAAUGAAUUUGUCAAAACCACCGAAGCUUUUAACAAAUGUGUGGACGAAAGAUUCAAGAAGCUUGAUGUUGAUGAAGAUGGUGUUAUCUCUCGUAAUGAUCUUCUAAAUGAAGGACUUGGGAGGUGGAUUCGAGCAUUGGAUGAUGAUGCUCAUACUGAUGAGGAAGUUAAGAAAUCUUAUUACUCAAUCUUUGAAAAAUUCCAUGUUGAUGAAAUAAAUUCAGUUAAUCUCGAGAAAUUUAGGUUGAUAAUGAAGGAAAUUAUGCUAGCCCUAGUUCGAGGGAUUGGCGACACUCCUGUGGGAAUGCUCCUAAAUGAUGAUAGCCUACUUUUGAAUGUUUGUGUUCAUAAGAAUUAGAUUUUGGAGUAGGUUUUGUAGGUAAUGAUAGAGAAUUAGAAAUGCGUUAUAGAUUGCUUGUUUUUUUGAAGGUAAUAUCUAGAUUGGUUUGUUGAUUUAUUUGUUUGGUAUUUCCAUAUUAGUAAUUUGAUUAUGAUUCCUUUGUGUUGAUUUAUUGUUGCUAAUUUGAUUGUGAAGGGGAAUAUUAUUUUAAGAAAAUUAUUAGAACUUGUCUAUCUUCAAUCAAGUAUGAUUGAUAUGCCAUAUGCAAAUUGCUAAAUAGCCUUGUCAUGAUGAAAAAGAAGAUUAACUAAAGUUUAGAGCACUAGUCUACACAAAUUAUUAAAAAAAACUCAAAAAAGAAAAAAUCAAGUUAGUUUGUUGGUUGAUCCAGUUCCAAACAAAUGUUAAAAGUUCUCAGGAUUGAAGGUCUUAUAUUUGAUUUUAUCUCUACUACAUUGUUGAUGCUAAUCUCUAUUAUAUAAGUCACUAAUUUUUGGAUCCGUUCCAAAAAAUGUAUGGGAACUUUUUUGUUUAGUAAGGAUUUUUGUAUACCAACUAGAGUAAAAACAUAUA
Messenger RNA from Beta vulgaris subsp. vulgaris (sugar beet), 1068 nucleotides. RefSeq lists its product as uncharacterized. The record is from RefSeq and is a predicted model, not a curated record. NCBI's taxonomy places the organism in Eukaryota, Viridiplantae, Streptophyta, Magnoliopsida, Caryophyllales, Amaranthaceae. Bases 133 to 513 code for a protein of 126 amino acids. The transcript has a single exon.